AUGGCGACUCCCUGCGUUCCUGGAAGCUUCGGCAACACACGUGUACGUUCCUCUCCCCGAAGGACGGAAGCGUUCGCUUACGAGCAGGCUCCGGGGAGCGCGCAGACCACGGAGAAGGAGUUCCUGCCCCGCGCAACAGAAGCAGGUAACGUGCACGUGUCUUUUGUUGAUAGUAGAUACGGGUUUCUUGAGAGGUUCAGCCCUUGGGGAGGAUAAAAAAAAAGCGAGAUUGUUGGGUCUGGCGGGAAGGGGAAAUCGCCGUGAGAUGGUUGCGUUUGAUUUCCUCGUCGCGUGGUAUUUUUCUUUCCUAGAGAUUGUUGUAAUAUCGUUCAGAGGUUGGUGGAGCUCUCUGCUUCUGCCUGCGACUGUAGCCCUAAGAAUGCUAGUAUAAAAAACUUCAAGAUGCAAAGGGGGCUUUAGACUAAUCGGGUCUACUCGAGUGAAGCUAGGAUACCCUCCUGCUCCUUAGGCGAUCUCUGAACCUGGUCCUAAUUCAACAAGGUGCAUCCCAUUCCCCAAGUAAAUAAUAUUGUGCGAUCUUUCCUCACUCAUCGCCUUUCUUACCUCUCUCAGCUUCAACAAAGUUUCACGGUGUAGGGGGAGAGAUUAAACUGUUACUUUAUUAUUAUUAUUAUUAUUAUUAGCUGUUAUCUGUUCACUCUGACAUGCAAACGCCAUAUGUGUGUUCGGAUUAUUAUUUUUUAUAAAAAACGUAUUAUGCAACAAAUUCAAAGUGCCUAAAAACACUAAGCACCAGAUACAAAAAAAGAAGUCCCUGCAUUAAAACUCGGAGGGAGGGAGGUCUUAUAAGGUGAAAUAGACUGAUCUGAAGGCUUGCCUCUUGCAAAGCUUACCUUACUGGCCAUUAACUCCAUUUAAGAAACCUUAAUGGUGAUAUAAAACAGUCGGUAGCUCCUGUAGUGAAACUGACUGACUGGGAAGCCAAUUAUCUUGAGUCUAUUAAGAUUUACAAACAUAAGGAAGGUUGGUCAGUUGUAAUGGAGUGGCAGUCUCUCUGCCACUCAAAAUUGUUACAAUGGAAACUGAAGCCACUCUGCUCAACUCAGACACAAAUUGGCAUUGAGAAAAUAUUUAUUACAUUUAUUAUUAUAUCCCACCACAUGGGAAGCACAGAGUGACAAAGCUAAAACCCUGGAGCAGUCUCUCAAGCAGUCCUUUAAAAAAAUGCCAUUUUCUAUCUUAAACCCAUUGUGUUUGCUCUUCCUUCCUUCCUUCCUAUCUUCCUCCCUCACAACUCUCUUCAACUGUCACUUCUAUUGAAUUCUAAAAGGGGUUUCCAGAGGAUUUGUGCAAGAAGGAUCAGAAUUUGAAAAAGCAAUUUUGGGGCCUAAUAAAGAACUAAUCUCUAAAAUAUAUAAAGUAUUGUUAGGGUGGGAGACUAAAGAUGAACUUUUUAAGGAGGCAGGGAUAAAAUGGGCUAUUGAUAUUGUGUGUAAUAUUGAAAUUGUUGCGUGAAAAAAUUAUGGAAUUCAACAAUGCAACUUUUCAGCAUGUUACCAAAUAUGAGAAAAUACGUACAAAAUGCAGUAUAGAUGGUAUUUGACACUGGUCAAACUGGUUAAAAUGUACCAAAAAAUAAAAUAAAAAAGUGCUGGAAAUGUCUGGAGGUAAUGUAAACGGGCAAGAAAAUUUUGGGAGAUAGUGUACAAUGAGUUAAAGAAAAUAUUUAUAUUUACCUUUCCCAAGAAACCAGAAGCAUUUCUUCUAGGUGUAAUUACCAAAGAAAACCCAUAACUUAUUUUUAUACGCAACAACAGCAGCAAGGACAGUAUAUGCAAGAGACUGAAAACAAAGAGAGAUCCCAGGGAAAGAACAGUGGAUAUACAAAUUAGUUGAAUAUGCAGAGUUUGCCACUAUGACAUCUAAAAUAAGAAAUCAAGAUGACACAUUGAUGAGGAGUGAGUGGGAGUACCCAGGGGAAUAUUUACAAAAAUUGGACCUUAAAUAUAAAUUCCAGGUAGGAGGCACUUUGUGACCAACAGUUGAUAAUAUGAAAGAUAAGAGAGUGUGGAGAAUUGGGUGAAGGAAUUAAUAUAUAUGCAGUCAAACAAGAAGUAAAAAGAGCUGUCAUGAAAUGCUGGGUAGGAAGUAAAAAAAAUUAUGGUAUAUAUUAUGGAAAAAAGCUGUAAUUGUAAAACUGAAAAAACUCAAAAAUAAAAAUCUAAAAGGGAUUUCCACAACCAAGUGCAGAGCUAUUUCUUUUGCCAGUUGAGUGCAAAAUACUAAGGUAUUUCCCAACCAAUACUAUACCAGUUUAAUGUCUUAGGCAAUGAAAUAGCCACACACAACUAAGCAAUACACUUUUAAAAUAGUUCAUUUUAAAACUUGAGGUGCACGAUUUUAGAAAAUGCAUGAUAGAUUGUUAUGACGAGGCCUGGAUACAGUAGGCCCUUACUCAGUAGAUGAAUUAAUUAAUCCAGCAUUUUACAAACUGUUCCAUGGAACCUUGGAGUUCUGUGACGUUGUAAUGUUGUAAUGGUGAGUAAGCAUGCACAAUGUGUGAUUUCCACUGAGCUUAGGAUCUCAAAAAUGUAUAUAUUGUGCGUUACAUGCUCAUUUAAAUUUAAUUAGUUGAUUUUGUUAAAAGGCUGUUCAAGCAACUCCAAGUUACUUAACUGGCUGUAAGCCCUCAUUAUAACUUAAAAUAUUAAUAUUUUUUCCUUUACUGUUUGGUAUUAUUCAUUCAUUCAUUCAUUCAUUCAUUCAUUCAGUGCCAUCCAUGGAAUGUGGCAUCUUACAAUGAAUGAGAGGAUACAUCCCUAUGCUGAAGUGCUAAUUGUCUAUAAAAUGGACACAAGGGAGACAACAGAGAAAGGAGAAGGACACGGAGUGAGGGGAAAUUGGAUGGAGAAUGCACAGUUGCUGCAUUUUGCAUACAUAGAUUUAGUUACCGUAGGGCAAAGGAGCCAGGAGAUUGUGCCAAAGUAGAGUAUUGAGGAGGGAUUUGGAGGAAUAGAAAUGGUGUCAUUAAGGGGUUAGACAUCUGAUGAAGAGCAGGAAGUUGAAGCUGGGUUUAUUUCCCUAAAAUGGAUGUUCUCCUGGGAAAGGACCAUGUUGGGUCGAGACUGUGUUGGUUAUAUCACUAUAAGCCUCCUUACCUAGUAAGCUCUAAACAGCUAGUUUGUCAGAUCUUGAACAUCUCAGUUGCAUGUUUGAUUGAAUUAAAAGUAAUAUAUGACACAAUCCCACGGAUGUUUACGCAGAAGCAUAUUCUGCUGAGCUCUGUGAGACAUACUCCCAGGUAAGUAGGUAUAAGAUUGGAGACAUAAUGGUCCCCUCUCCCAGAAGCCUGUCUAGGACUUCAUAUAUUUUCCAUAAUAUUUUGUUUGUAGGUUACAAGGCAACUCUAAAUAAUGCCAUUUCUUCUGUAGGUGAAGAUGUAUGGGGAAUGAAAGAUGCCAAGACAAACAACCGUUGCUGUUACUGUCGCCUCUCUGCUGGGCAUUGCAGCAGGAGGCCUGAUUUUCUGGAAACUCAUCCGCCGUCAGAAACACAAAUCUUGUGUUGCACUUAACCUAGGAAGGGCAGUCCAAGAAAGAGAAAAGGAAGACACCUCAGAAGAGAAUUUUCUCUCACUCCAUUCUUCUUCCACAAUCCCCUGGGUGGAGAAGAUUAUUGGGGCAGACGUAGUGGUAAUUUCUGAGGCAGAGCAGUGGAAUGAAGUGGAACCCUUUAUUCAGAAAGUGUUGGUGCGUUGUCCAGUCCUUGGAAUUGACUGUGAGUGGGUAAGUCAUAAACGAUGGGAAGGUCUGUUCCUUUAACAUCUUAGGGCAGAAACAGAUGAUUGACAACCACAUUACAAUAGUCCAGUCGAGGUUACCAAUGCAAUUGCAUUGUUAUUACUGAUGUUAAAAAGGAUGCAAUUGUCUAGGUUCCUUUGGUGUGUGUUUUUCUAAAAAAUACGUCACAACACAUGUUUUAUGGCAGACUAUUAAAAUAUAACUAAUCUAUAAAGACAGAAGGGACGUGGGUGGCGCUGUGGGUAAAAGCCUCAGCGCCUAGGGCUUGCCGAUCGAAAGGUCGGUGGUUCAAAUCCCCGCGGCGGGGUGCGCUCCCGUUGCUUGGUCCCAGUGCCUGCCAACCUAGCAGUUCGAAAGCACCCCCGGGUGCAAGUAGAUAAAUAGGGACCGCUUACUGGCGGGAAGGUAAACGGCGUUUCCGUGUGCUGCGCUGGCUCGCCAGCCACAUGUCACGCUGGCCACAUGACCCGGAAGUGUCUCCGGACAGCGCUGGCUCCCGGCCUCUUGAGUGAGAUGGGCGCACAACCCUAGUGUCUGUCAUGACUGGCCCGGACGGGCAGGGGUACCUUUACCUUUAUAAAGACAGAAAGUAGAACAGGUUUAUGGCACUAGAUUAGUGGCCCACCAGAAUAAAAGAACUACUAGCUGCUGGCUAGGAUUUUAGCCUAAGGGUUCUGAAACACAAUACAGUCGUACCUUGGCUCCCAAACGCCUUGGGAGUCGAACGUUCCGGCUCCCAAACGAUCGAAAACCGGAAGCGAGUAUUCUGGUUUUCAAAUUUUUUGGGGACACUGAACGUCCAGCACAGCUUCUGCUAUUGUUUCUGGCACGCCUGCACAAUUGGAAACAAAUCGGAAGCCGCGCCUUGGUUUCUGAACAUUUCGGAAGUAGAACGGACUUCCAGAAUGGAUUCCAUUCCACUUCCGAAGUACGACUGUAAUAAUGGCUAAUGCAUGAUGUUACUGUCUGAAUAUGGGAGUGCUUCUGAGCUUGUUCACCACCAGCCCCAUACAUUAUGCAAGUAGGAGAAAGCUGUGUGCUUCACAAGGUGUAGUGUUUAGCAGUCUUAGAGCCCAGAGUCAGUUUGCAAAUUUUACGACUGGUGAUGCAACCUGUAUCAAUUUACAUUAGGAUAGGCAAGAAAUAUUGACUGAAAAUGCAUAAUGUUCCCAGUAGGCUUGCUCUAGAUAGCCGAAAAGGUUGUUAAAAUUAACUCUGUACUUCCGUUCUGUUAUGGCAUAUAUAUAUAAUCCAGAAAUUAUCUUUUUAUUUUUUCAAGGUCUCAGUCAAAGGGAAGAAGGAUCCGCCUGUGUCUAUCUUGCAACUGGCUGUUUACAGUGGUUUUUGCACUAUUCUUCGCUUGCCCCAGCUGACCAGAGGUGGACAGGUUCUUCCAAAGACUUUGCUGGACAUUCUGGCAGAUGGUGGCAUCCUGAAAGUUGGAGUAGGGUGUUGGGAAGAUGCUUGCAAGUUACUUCAUGGCUACGGUGUAACAGUGAAAGGGAGCGUGGACCUUCGGUAUCUAGCUAUAAGACAGAAGUAUGUAUCCUUGCAAGAAAGUUUUUGUGUGUGUGUGUGUGUGUGUGUGUGUGUGCGCGCGCGCACACACACAUGCACUGGUGGUAAGAUAGAAUUGUGUUUUCACAUUUUUAAUUUUAUUUUUAAUGAUGAUUACCAGAGACGGAUGCUAGCAUGGUUUUUCCCUAGAGUGUUAUUCAUUGCAAUUGGUACAGAAUAGUGUUGGUCUUUCCUUUUUUUUUUUGUUUGUAAAUAAUUUUUAUUUAAGUUUUAAACAACAAAGAAAGAAAAGAAAAACAUACACAAUACAUAUCUCAAAAAAAGAAAAAAAAAGAUAACAAGAACACACAAAAAAGAACACGAUUCAACUAUAAAAAACAAAAAACAUAACAAUUAAAAAACAAUAUCUCUUUUCCAUUUCCGUUUUUUUUAGUUUGCUUAUUUUCUGGACUUCCUCAUACCUCCCUCUUUUGUAUUCCAAUCCAAAUUGUUUGUCCAGCAAUUUCUUUUCAACUUUUUAAUCCCAAUCUUUAACUUUAAUAUAAUAUUGUAAUAUAUAUCUUCAAUUUCUUUAAACCUGAUCUUUAAUCUUAGUAUAAUAUAACAUUAAAAUUUUCCCUCUUAAUUGUCAGAUUUCCAUUUCUUUAAACAUCUUUAAUCCUAAUCUUAAUCUUAGUCUAUCAUUAACUUUAACCUGUACAGCUGGAAACCGCUUAUUUUCAGUCCAACAUCACUCUAACAUUCUUUAAUUUUACAAUGUUUCUGAAGAUAGUCUUUGAAUUUCUUCCAAUCUUCCUCCACCGACUCUUCUCCCUGGUCACGGAUUCUACCAGUCAUUUCCGCCAGUUCCAUAUAGUCCAUAAGUUUCAUCUGCCAUUCCUCCAGCGUGGGAAGUUCUUGUGUCUUCCAAUAUUUUGCGAUGAGUAUUCUUGCUGCUGUUGUUGCAUACAUAAAGAAAGUUCUAUCCUUUUUAACACCAUUUGGCCGACUAUGCCCAGGAGAAAGGCCUCUGGUUUCUUAGGGAAGGUAUACUUAAAUACCUUUUUAAUUCAUUAUAUAUCAUUUCCCAGAAAACCUUAAUCUUUGGGCACGUCCACCAAAGGUGAAAAAUGUACCUUCAGUUUCUUUACAUUUCCAACAUUUGUUAUCGGGCAAGUGAUAAAUUUUUGCAAGCUUGACUGGGGUUAUGUACCACCUGUAUAUCAUUUUCAUAAUAUUCUCUCUUAAGGCAUUACAUGCCGUAAAUUUCAUACCUGUGGUCCACAACUGUUCCCAGUCAGCAAACAUAAUGUUAUGUCCAAUGUCCUGUGCCCAUUUAAUCAUAGCCGAUUUUACCGUUUCAUCCUGAGUAUUCCAUUUCAGCAGCAAGUUAUACAUUCUUGACAAAUUCUUAGUUUUGGGUUCUAACAGUUCUGUUUCUAAUUUUGAUCUUUCCACCUGGAAGCCAAUUUUCCUGUCCAAUUUAAAUGCCUCCAUUAUCUGAUAAUAAUGAAGCCAGUCUCGCACUUUGUUUUUAGUUUUUCAAAACUCUGCAAUUUCAGUCUAUCUCCGUCUUGUUCCAAAAUUUCCCAAUAUUUCGGCCAUUUGACCUCCAUAUUGACCUUUUUCAAGGCUUUCGCUUCCAUUGGUGACAGCCACCUUGGGGUUUUGUUUUCUAGCAAAUCCUUAUAUCUUAACCAAACAUUAAAUAGCGCUUUCCUGACAAUGUGGUUUCUAAAUGCUUUAUGUGCUUUGACCUUAUCAUACCAUAAAUAUGCAUGCCAUCCAAAUACAUUGUUAAAACCUUCCAAAUCCAAAAUGUCAGUGUUUUCAAGAAGUAGCCAUUCUUUCAACCAGCAAAAAGCUGCUGAUUCAUAGUAAAGUUUGAGGUCUGGCAGGGCAAAUCCGCCUCUUUCCUUUGCAUCCGUUAAAAUUUUAAAUUUUAUUCUGGGCUUCUUGCCCUGCCAGACAAAUUUAGAAAUAUCUUUCUGCCACCUCUUGAAACAAUCCAUUUUGUCAACGAUCUGCAAAGUUUGAAACAAAAACAACAUUCUAGGCAAUACAUUCAUUUUUAUCGCAGCAAUACGGCCUAGCAGUGAAAGCUUCAAAUUUGACCAAAUUUCUAAAUCUUUUUUCACUUCAGACCAACACUUUUCAUAGUUGUCUUUAAAGAAGUUCCCAUUUCUUGCUGUCAUGUUAAUCCCCAGGUAUUUAACUUUCUUAACCACUGUUAAACCUGUCUCAUUCUGAAACCUCUCUCUUUCAAACGGUGUUAAAUUUUUCUCUAAAACCUUGGUUUUUGACUUGUUCAAUUUAAAUCCUGCCACUUGACCAAAUUCCUGAAUCAGUUCUAAAACUCUUUUAGUACUAGAUUCUGGCUCCUGUAACGUCAAUACUAAGUCAUCUGCAAACGCUCUCAAUUUGUACUGUUUAGUUCCGACCUGUAUACCUUUAACCGACUGGUCCCUUCUAAUCAUAUUCAGCAAAACCUCCAGGACCGAAAUAAAAAGAAGUGGGGAGAUAGGGCAACCUUGUCGUGUCCCUUUUUCAAUUUUUAGUUCUUCCGUCACAACAUUAUUUACAAUUAGUUUAGCUUUUUGUUCUGAAUAAAUUGCACCUAUACCAUUCUCAAAACCUUGGCCUACCCCCAUACCCUGGAGAUUCUUCUUCAUAAAAUUCCAAGAAAUAUUGUCAAAGGCUUUCUCCACAUCUACAAAUAUCAAAACUGCUUUGGUGUUUAUAUUCACUUCUAAUUUUUCCAAAAUAUCAAUUAUAUUCCUCAAAUUGUCAGACAAAUGUCUUCCUGGGAGAAAGCCCGCUUGGUCUUUAUGGAUCUCUUCCAUCAGCACUUUCUUGAAUCUCUUAGCCAAAAUAUCUGCAAAAAUUUUGUAAUCCACAUUCAAUAACGAUAUAGGGCGGUAGUUCUUAAGCUGUGUCUUUUCAGUCUCUGUCUUUGGUACAAGUGCUUCUUUCCACGACUCUGGUGCUCUUUUCCCCUCCAUUAUUUCAUUGCAGACCUCUUUCAAAGGUUGGAUUAACCAUUCUUUUAAAGAUCUGUAGUAUCUAGAGGUCAAGCCGUCUGGUCCUGGAGAUUUACCCAAUUGCAUAUUUUGAAUGGCACCUUCUAUUUCUUGUUCAGUUAUUCUAUGAUUCAAAAUUAAUUUAUUUUCUUGAGAUAUUUUUUGUAAUCCAUUUGUUUUCAAAAAUUGGUCUAAGUCUGUUUCUUUCAAUGGCCCUUGAGUGUAUAAUCGUUUAAAGUACCUCUGGAAACAACUUCUAAUCUCUGCUGGGUUCUGUAUGUUUCUUCCUUCCACCUCUAAGUUCGUAAUCGUAUUUAAUUUUUGUCUCUUUUUCAUUUGCCAUGCUAACAAUUUACCACAUUUAUUGGCCGACUCAAAAGUCUUUUGUCUCAUUUGUUUAAUUUUCCAUUCUAUUUCCUGAUUCAUCAUUUUCAUAUAUUGUACUUGGUAUAGCUUUAACUCUCGCAAAAUCUCUUGAGAUUUGGGAUUUACUCUCAAUCUUUUUUCACAUUCCUUUAUUUUGUCCAUUAUCUUAUCCUUCUUCUCAUUUUGAGUUCUUUUCUUUAUUGCAUUCUGUUGUAUUAAGAACCCUCUCAUAACUGCUUUACUAGCGUCCCAGAUUACUCUUUUCUCCACGUUGGUACUAAGGUUUAUCUCAAAGUAAUCUCUCAGAGUUUUUUGGGCCUUCUUAAGGAGUUCCUCAUCUCUAAAUAAGGUGUCAUUCAUCUUCCAUCUGAAGGAGCCAGUUGGAAGAUGAAUGACACCUUAUUUAGGUCUUUCCUUUUAGUGUUGCUAACUAUUUUUUUUUAUAUUCCCCAUAUAUAUAUAUAUAUAUAUUCAUUAAUCACAUAUUGCAUACAACAACUCCCAAUAAAAGGGGGAAAUCAAACUGUUGUAUAUCAUCUUUACAUUUAUCCCCCACAAUGCCACAUUUUGGGGCCAGUUAGUGCUGGCAGGAGCAGCAGGUAUAACAGUGACCUCUGUGACAGAUAUGGUUCUCCAACCAGCUAAGAAACCCCUCCUCUCCAUCCUAACUGCCUGCAGUCAGCAGGUCUGUUAGGAUUGCUCUGCCAAUUAUCUUCGGCAUCACAGCAACUUGCCAUAUGCUCGCACUCCAAAACAGGGUGAGCAUUACCUCUUUUCCAAUUACUUGUGAUACUUGGCUGUAGUUGGUAAGUUAACUUGGCUGUAGUUAGAUUAAUUACUAAGGAAUUCUAAAUUAGUCUCUGGCACUAAAUCCUUCAGAUAAUAUUAUAAAACUACUUCUGGGCUCAGUUUUCUUUUUUUAAAAAGUUAUAACUAUCACACUUAUACUUAUCUUAUAUAUCAGUCAUUCUCCAAAACAGAUUAAUACGUAGGCAUGCCUGGAAGAUAUGGGAAAAGUCAUUACCCAAUUUAUAAAUUUGCCACAUUUUGGGGGGCAGGGGUUAGGAUUUUCAUAACACAUAAUACAAUAUAGAAAACUAAUGCAAAUAAAAAAAGAGUAAGAAAAACAUCUAAGAAAAGUACAAGUAGAAUACAGAGUCCUCUUUUAAAGGUAGAUCUUAACCCUUCUACCCGCAGAAGGUAGUAACCCCUCCCAGCUCUUGCCUGGGAUCUUUCCUUUCUCCUCCAAGCCUCUCACAUUUGCUGAUGUAUAGAAUACUACUCUGCUGGCCAGGUGCCUUGUUUUUCUGAGGAGAGUCUUCUAGUUGAAAGGCAUCAGGACAGCAGACUGAGUGGGCCCUUAGGCCACCUGAUCACAGUCUUUCCCGCUUUGGGGGGGGGGGGGAGAGAGAGAGAGAUCAACAAAUGGAAAGUUGUGUCCUAUCUGGCUAUGUUUUUGUCUAUGCAUAAAGGGUCACCCUAUAUACCACAGAUACUGUAUUUUGAAAAUAUUUCCCUUGAAUUCUGCCAACAUAAAUUCCUCCCAAUAUAGACAUAUAUAUAUAUAUAUAUAUAUAUAUAUAUAUACACACACCGUAUUUUUCGCUCUGUAACACGCACCCGACCAUAACACGCACGUAGUUUUUAGAGGAGGAAAAUCCGUAGGCAUGCCACCCGUAGGCAUUCCCUCCAUAACACGUACAGACAUUUCCCCUUACCUUUUAGGAAGAAACGUGAGUGUUAUUGUGCAAAAAAUACGGUAUAUAAAAGGGAUGCGGGUGGCGCUGUGGGUUAAACCACAGAGCCUAGGACUUGCCGAUCAGAAGGUUGCAGUUCGAAUCCCCAUGACGGGGUGAGCUCCCGUUGCUCGGUCCCUGCUCCUGCCAACCUAGCAGUUCGAAAGCAUGUCAGAGUGCAAGUAGAUAAAUAGGUACCGCUCUGGCAGGAAGGUAAAUGGCGUUUCCGUGUGCUGCUCUGCUUCGCCAGAAGCGGCUUAGUCAUGCUGGCCACAUGACCCGGAAGCUGUACGCCGGCUCCUUUGGCCAAUAAAGCGAGAUGAGCGCCGCAACCCCAGAGUCGGUCACAACUGGACCUAAAGGUCAGGGGUCCCUUUACCUUUAAGCUUAUAAAAUAGGUUGUCCUGCAUAUUUUCCUUAUUUCUCCUUAGAGCCACAGUUCUCUUUCUGACCAAUGUAGUCACAUUUGAUACAUUUACUAUUAGCGCUUUGAGAAAUACCUCCUGUUAUUUCUAAUUCAGAAGAUGUUUUAGAUCUUAAGGCUGCAUUCCUAAACAUUUUUAUAGGGGAGUGAGGCAUGCUAAACCGAGAGGGACCUACUUACAAGUAACCAUACCUAAGAUUGCAAUGCAAAUCUCCAGGGUGUGUGCAUGUUGUUGUUUUUACUAAAGCCAUUGCCAAGCAUCCAGAUUGGAGACAGCAGCAAUUAAGAAUAUAUUUAUAAAUAAAAACAAACUGUACAAUGUUCUGCCCAUCCAUAAUAUGGGCCAUGUCAACCAGAAAUUACUCACUAAAUUUGUCAUGAAUUUGCUAUGAUUUAUCCCUGAAAUAUUAUUCGUAUCACCAUCCAGCCAUAUCCCUAAAUAUUUAACUCUAGUUUUCCAUGAUGUUAGUGCACUGGCACAAGAAAGGUGGGAUAGAAAACUCGUAUAUACAUAAGGGAAGAUCGCCUGCUUUUUCUUCUUUAAUAAUUGUAUUUGUUUUAUAUACAGUUACUCUACGUUUUUCAAGUAACUGCAGUUGUGAAACAACUUCAUGUUAAUAACACUGACAAUUUAGAUGUCAAACCCCCAGAUUAAACAGUGAGCGGUUACACUUGCCAAGACAGUUCUAGACACAGAUGGCACUUUCAUAGUGGUUGCAAAAACAUAUGCAUCAUUCUGUUCCGAAGUCAUUUCGUUUUUCUGUGUAAAAAAAUACCUCUUCUUUCUCCCAUUUACAAAACCUAAAGUAAGGUCCUUCCCCAAAAUGGACUCAGCCUCAAAGCUCUUUCUGAGAGCAUCCUCAGCUACCAACUUGACAAGUCUUUUCACCUGCGCUGCAGCAACUGGGAAGAAGAAGAACUGACUCCAGAACAGGUUUGGUUUUUCAUCACUGCACUGGUAGUAGUUAGUGGUUGGAGAGUCUUGUUGCCAAGGCAGCUCACAGUAGUUUUGCAGUCAUUCACUGUGGCAGUUGGAACGUCUCAUUUUUCCCAUGGGAAAAUGGGAGCAAGGCUUUGCAAGAAACAGAUAUGAGGAGGACUGAAGCACAUCUUAAGGAUUUAAAAAUAUAUAUACUGAUUUGAAUUAGGACUGCAUUGCUUAAGCCAGGAUGUGAAUACGUAAAAACUGAGAAAGAGUGGCUUAAGGAGCUGCCACAACAGAGGGUGUAAAUGAAGGUCGGGAGCAGUUGUGGCUUUGUUGCAAGGAAGGAUGUCAGAAAAUUGUAGUGAAAACAGAAAUGGGAGUGGAAAUUGCUGGUGUUUGCUUGUUUGUCCAGAACAGAAAUCAAUCCAGUGAAUACAAUCAAUAGUUGAUGAUGUUGCUUUCAGUCCACAGAUGAUAUGCAAUUGAUUAUGUUCCUCCUCGCCCAAUCUGAAUUGCAUUUCCUUUACAUUGAAAUGAAUGGGGUGCAAUAAUGUAGUGACAACCUAACGUGCAUAAUUUAUUACGUAAGUUUCAUAAUUUUUCAACAGCAGACAGCAAGGCAAGUAAUGUAGUUGGUGCAAGAUGAACUGCAGCAGAAUGGAAACGGUGCUUUCUUACAUUGUUGGAAGUCAGUUUUACCAUAGCUUCAUGGAGCUUUGGUGUUGACACUUUAGUGUGGGGGUUCUAAGUAGAAUAAGGGAACUUAAUUUCCUUAUCUUAUUAACCUGCAUUCAUUAUUUUCAUGUUUGGAAUUGUUCCUCUUGGGCCCUCCUGCAUACUAUAACGCGGAGUUCUUGCUUUUCCUCUUCAGGUUGCUUAUGCUGCCAGGGAUGCCCAGGUGUCAGUAGCUUUGUUCCUCCACCUGCUGAACUUGCCCUUCCUUCCAGCAGGCAGUAAAUAUGCUCUUCUUCCUGGUUGGGAAAAAGUCCUGAAGAUGUGUCAGGGUUUGGCAGAUGUACCUUUCAAAGGAAUAAACAGGAGUAGCUUUGGAGAUGACGAAAAUACAGGAGGCCCAGAGAAAAAAAGAAACUUUCCAAAGUCAGUAAAUGAUGGACACUCCCCUGUCAAUCAACAAUCAAAGGAUCCUCGGAAGCUCAAGCGAAAGCCGUUGGGCAUUGGAUAUUCUGUCAGGUAAAACUGUUUGCAGCUUUGUAUAGUUUUUCAUUAAAUAGUGAGCAAUUGGCACCAGAUAAAAAUUAAGUCCCCGCCCUGCAGGUUAACUUGUGAACAUAGGAUGCUGUCUUUUUACCCAAUCAGAAUCUGCUUGGUAUUGGCUGCACUGACUGGCAAUGGUUCUCCCGAGUUUCAGACUAAGAACAUCAUUAGCCUUACCUGCAGACGAUGGAAAUUGCACUAGGGACCUUCUGCAUGGAAAGCAGGUGGUCUAGCCCUGAGCUGCAGCCCUUCUCCAGCUUGUUAGUGGUGGCAAUGAGCAUGCCUGCCUGCUAAGGGGAAGGGCCAUCUACUUGCAGGCUGAUGUUGUGAAAGUUUACUGAAAGGUUCAGUAGGACUUACUUCAUAGUAAGUGUGCAUAAAAUUGCAGUCUUCCUUGGAAGGAAAUCUUGUUGACGUUAGGUCUUGCACCAGAGUAAAUCCAAAGAAUGAGGUGACAGUAUUAUUUACCUCUAUUACACGUGAACUUGUGUGCAGUAAGUGGAAGUAUUAAGGUACUACCACUGUAUAUUUUGGGCAAUGUAUGUUAAACUUUGUUUUUGCAGAAAAUCUCCCUUGUAUGACAAUUGCUUCUUACAUGCUCCAGACGGGCAGCCUCUAUGCACUUGUGAUCGCAAGAAGGCUCAGUGGUACCUUGACAAAGGCAUUGGAGGUUUGUGAGCCUGUUAUUUUACUAGUCAACAACACUGAGCUUUUUGGCCAAUGUUAUGGUGACUUAGAAGCUCAGCUACAUAUGGAAAACAGCCCACUAUUUAAUGUGCAUCAACAUUUGGGUCAUAUCUGUUGGACAGUCUCUUGGGAUGCAGAUGCUCUUCCCAUCCAUGCCACUUAAAAUCCAUCAAGUUGCUUAUCUGAGGCUCACCACAGUGUGCCCUCCUUCACUUCAUAACCCAUUCCUGGCCACAUGAUGCCCUUCUAUCUUCUUCUGUUCCUCUUCCUCCAAUGUGGGAUCUAGAUCCCUCAGUCUGGAUGAAGGAAGUGAGGGAUGAAAGGUAUCUGAAAGGCAACAAGAGGUUUGUGGGCUAAAGUUGGGCCACACUGAAACAGAUGCAGAGGCUGAAGAUGUUGGCUUGGAAAACAAGAUUUGCCACAUACACCACACCCUGCCACUGCUAAGCAUUCAUCUUCAGACAUUCAUUAUUAUUUUGUGCAACCCAUUAUUUAGAGAAGGCACGUAAGCAGAAAUUAAACAUUUUAACAACUUUUUUUUUGCCAUUACAGAGUUAGUAAGCAUGGACCCAUUUAUUGUGAAGCUACAGUUUGAACCUUCUGGGCGCCCUGAAUCUAAAGUGGAUUAUUACUUGACUGUCAAAGAAAACCUGUGUGUUGUGUGUGGCAAAAGAGAGUCUUAUAUUCGGUGAGUUCUCCAGUAAUCCAGGGAAGGCAUUCUAUUAUGGUAGAGCAAAAUACUAGAGGCUGAAAGGGGAUCAGGUGUUUGCUGAAACUGUUUAUGGGGGCAGGGGUGCACUCAGUGCCCUAUCCCACAAUGCCCUCAUACACCUUGCCCUGCCCACUCAGUCUCUGGCCUUCCCCAUGUUGGUCAGGAAAGGUCUGCCAAGGGCUGUCAGGCUCCUGUCCCGCAACACAACAACAGUGGCGCUUCCUUCGGGGUAAGGAAGAGAUCUUUACUCAGGCUAAUAGCAGUAUGGGCUCAGAAUCAAACAUAAGGUCCACGAGUCAAGAGUUCAGGAACAGGAACUACGAAGAUGUCUCAAUGUUUGACACACCUCUCUCAUAUGAGGUGGGGCGUUUAUGAGACUUGUCUUCUACAUGUGCACCAGCACAACUCCUCCUGGGCAGGUGCAACUGAUCCCACCUACCAAAGUGGUCCUGAGCUCUCAACGAAAAGACUUUCCUGCCUGUCUACCUCGAGCUCCUGUUUCUUCAGCUCAUCCCUCUGGCUGGACAGAAUCCUCUCCAUUCCUAAGGAGUCUCUCUGCUGCACAGGAGGGGUGGCGGCGAGAUCUGGUGGCUGUACUUCCCCAGCCCUGACAUCUAGAGUAAAAAGGGGGAGGACUUGCAUUCUUCACCUCCACGUGCCCCCCAUCUGCUCCAUCUCCAUCCUCUUUCCCUUGUCUGGGAUUCCCACCCCAUGCCCAGUCCUGAUGAAACCAAGGGACCCGUGACAAGGGCUUUUAUUUGCAUUUGCUUUAAUGUAACUAGAACCAAGCAUGAUUGUAGACCCUGAAAAACACUUCCUCAAAAUUUAAACAUGUACAGUAUACCCUACCUUUUUAUCGCUUUGCUCAUUUUACUGUGUUUUGCUGCUCUGUACACUGACAUUUUGUGCCAUUAACUGCCUUAGGAAGGAGGAAUCGGGGAUGAGCAGGCUAGGAUACCACAUUAGAUCAGGUUGUCAGUGGGUUGUUGCAAUCUCAGAGCUGACUGUUGGCAACCGCUGCUGUUUCCUCAACAGGAAGAACAUAGUUCCUCACGAGUACCGGAAGCACUUCCCUAUCCAGAUGAAGGACCACAACUCCCACGACGUGCUUCUCCUCUGCACCUCCUGCCAUGCCAUCUCCAAUUACUAUGACAACCAUCUCAAGCAGCAGCUGGCUGAGGAGUUUGGCGCCCCCAUUGGUUGCGAGGAGGGCGUCCGCCUCCUGGAAGACCCCAUCCGCAGGCAGGUCCGCUCAGGCGCCAGGGCUCUCUUGAAUGCAGACAGUCUUCCCCAUGCCAGGAAGGAGGAGUUGCUACAGGUGAUCAAGGACUACUUUGACUCUGUGACAGUUUCCCCGGAGAUGCUGCAGGAAGCAGCCGGACUGGAAACCAGGUACAGUCGGAAACUUCGCUCUGUGUCUAGGUUGCAGGGGUGAUGGAGAGAGGCUAGACCUGAUCCUCACCCCCAGCACUUCUCAUUUCUGCCUGUUUCUUUGCAACACCCUCUCGAGACUUUUGUUUGUUUGUCCCCUGCCUGCUUGUGUUACGGAUAAUUUUAUAAAGUGCAUACAGGAGGCCAAAGCAUAACAGGCCUGUGUGUGGUUUGGAAUUCCAUGGGGUCCUGUCUUUGUAUCUGAAUCCACAUUUUCUUUCUGCCCUUUCAGGAUUUGUAACGAGAACUACAUGCCACAUGGCCUAAAGGUGGUCCAGUGUUUUUCCCGCGGGGGCCUUCGCUCUCUCAUGCAGCUGGAGAGACGCUGGCGACAACACUUCUUGGACGUUAUGCAGCCCAGGUAUCUCCCGACGCAGUGGUCUGUCAGUCACAAUCAUGAGAAGCUGAUCCAAAAAUAUGGGGAGCAUCUCCAGGUUGAACUUUCUUGA
Podarcis lilfordi (Lilford's wall lizard) is the source of this 16223-nucleotide messenger RNA. The record is from the annotation of a GenBank genome assembly. NCBI's taxonomy places the organism in Eukaryota, Metazoa, Chordata, Lepidosauria, Squamata, Lacertidae.